GGAGCUCAAGGACACAGUUGUCUUGAUCUACGCCAACAAACAGGAUCUCCCGGAAGCGCUCGAGAGUGCAGCAGUCUCGGAGUCUCUCAACCUUCACAAGAUCAAGAACAGAGAAUGGGCCAUUUUCAAAACUUCGGCAGUCAAAGGCGAGGGAUUGUUCGAGGGCCUCAACUGGUUGAGCGACACAUUAAAAUCCAAGGGAAGAUAGCUCGACUUGAUCGGAAGAGAGAAACCGAAAUUUGUAGAAGCACGCAGUUGGAUAAGGUAUCACUUUUUUCCCUGCAAAGCUUGUUAACAGUUUUAUAGGAAAACGAAGAGAAAGUACUUUUCUGGGGAUAUCUUUUGUAUCCAAUGGCCUGGAUUUCAGAUUCCACGACACUUGUCACCGUGAAACCGGACCAGAUGGCAACUACUUGUCAUGCAAAUCGCCACGAAGCUCCGUUCGUGAAAUUGGACAAAGGAUAUAUAGUCGUGAACCAGGGAAGCGUGACACCAUUUCUUGGAAGAGAGUUACAUCACAUCGACGAGAAAGAAGACGAACAGCAUGAGGGGUAUCGCGCUCUCAGGCAUAUACAGGCGCUCGAGCAGCAAACUCGGAUCGCCUGGAGCAGCAUUCUCGACGAUUGCAGCUCGGCAGCAACAGCAGCAGCAGCAAGUGAACUACGGUGCUGACCCGAAGCCGCAGCCGAACCCGGCAGCCAAGCCGCUCGAUAUCGAUGCGCAGCGCCGGGAUCAGCAGCAGCAGCAGCAGCCGCAAGUUGAUGGUCAGGCUAAAACCAUCGGUGAUGCUCUCGAGGAGGCUGCUGCUAAAUCCGGUGACAAGCCACUGGAGCUCAAGGACACGCGAGUGAUUCAAAGCGCCGAGGCGCGGGCCACUGGCGCGGCGGCUGGUGUUCUGGGUGGGCCUGCACAGUACGCGACGCGUCUCUAUGAGAAUGCUGAGAAUGCUACACUGGGGGAAGCACUCCAGGACGUGAAAGCCCAUCUCCCGGCUGACAAGGUUGCGACUCCUCGCGAUGCGACUCGGAUCGAGCAGGCCGAGCAGAGGAACGAUCCAAUGGGUCGCGUGGAUCCGGCUGGAGUGGCAGCGGCAGUGAAAGAGGCGGCGGAUUAUAACGUCGAGAAAGGAUUCGUGGCGCCGGGGACGCCCGCUGGAGCGGGAAGGGUUUAGCAAGGGUUUAAGCAAAAGGCUUUAAAGGGACUCGUUUAGGUCAUUGUCAUAAAAUCCAUUUUAGGGCACCUUUAGGAUGUAAAAAGAAAACUUCGUGCAGCGCGCGCUCGUA
Selaginella moellendorffii is the source of this 1283-nucleotide messenger RNA. RefSeq names its product ADP-ribosylation factor 1. Gene Ontology annotation, biological process: intracellular protein transport; vesicle-mediated transport. The coding region runs from base 545 to 1171 and encodes 208 amino acids. Gene Ontology annotation, molecular function: GTPase activity; GTP binding. Lineage: Eukaryota; Viridiplantae; Streptophyta; Lycopodiopsida; Selaginellales; Selaginellaceae. Gene Ontology annotation, cellular component: Golgi apparatus; cytoplasm. The record is from RefSeq and is a predicted model, not a curated record. The transcript is spliced from 5 exons.